AUAACUAUUUAAAGCAGUCUGUCCUGACUCAGCUCAGCAGUCUCCAGUCUACCAACUGGUCUCUGUAAUAACUAUUUAAAGCAGUCUGUCCUGACUCAGCUCAACAGUCUCCAGUCUACCAACUGGUCUCUGUAACUUCAUCUUUGUCUCUGUGGUGUUCAGUCUUCAGGUGAUGAUGGGGGUAUUGAAUCAUCUCUCUACUCUCCUCCUUCUCUCUCUCCUUCCUCCUGCUCUCUCUCAUGUAGUGAAGUUCAGUGAUGUUCCAGAGUGCAAGGAGUUCUUCCUGGAGGAGACAACUCCAAAUCUCCCAGGUAUUUUGGUUGAUGGGACAGUCAAGGACCAGAACCGCUACAAGCAGAUCUGCCAGAAGUUUAAAUACACAAAGAAAAAUGUUGUUUACGAGAUCUACAUGUUUGCAACUCUCUACGACACGACCAACAGGAUCCCUGUGUUCUCAGCCUACACCUUCACUGGGGUCGGAUUGAGCGAGAAAAGACCAGAUAAAUGGAUGAUUGAACCGCAGCUGGACGGAGGAGUUGACCAAGUUAUGAGUCUGGAGGAAGACAGAGUGACUUACACACACCAGGCUGUCAAUCAAGAUUAUGAUAUAGAUGGUAACAACAAGAAGGUGAACAAAGGUCACAUGUUUCCUAAAGCUUUUGCUCACCAACCUGUUAAUCAGAACUCCACCUUUACCCUGACAAACGCUGUUCCUCAAGUAAAGACAUUUAAUGAAGGUAGCUGGGGAACGAUGGAGUGUAAAGUUAGAAAGAUUCUCCUGAAGCAGUGUCUAGAUAAUACUGGUAAACCCAAGGCCUAUGUGGUGACUGGAGCAGUUCCCAGUAAGAGCAACACACUGAACAACCGAGUGAACAUCCCAGAUCUCAUGUGGACAGCCUACUGCUGUUACAACAACAAGAUGAAAAAGUGGAUUGCCCAAGCACACUGGAGUGAGAACGAAGAGGAACCGAACAAAAAAGUAUUGAACCCCCAUACCUUGGCAGAUCUGUAUAACAUGUUGAAGCAGCACUACCCAGGUGGUGAUAUCCAGGUGUUCCCAGAGCAGUGUCCAAGAGGUUCUUCUCAGAAAGAGAGAGAGAAGAGCAGAGAGAGGGAGGUAGGAAGUGGGGAUGUUAGCAGGAAACGGUUAAUGGAAUGUGAUGAGGAUUGUAAAUGUGUCUCUUUGUAGGUGUCACAGAUCAUUUCCUGUCCCAGAGUUUGGUCCAGUGGAAACACAGACAACUAUAAAGUACAUUCCCUCAUGGGAGACCAGGGUUCAAGUCAAAUCUUUCUAUACUGACUUUCACUGCUAUGUCUAUAUAUCACAUGAAAUUCUGAAGAAAAUAAAGUUUAAUUCAGUUAUGAUAUAAAGACAUUACUGUUGUUAAUACAUAGUCCAACAGUAUGUCAGGUUCUGACUACUAUGUAACUGUUACCAUGGAGAUACUAUUAUAUGUUCUGAAUGUAAUAUUAUCACUGUUACCAUGGAGAUACUAUUAUAUGUUCUGAAUGUAAUUCUAUCACUGUUACCAUGGAGAUACUAUUAUAUGUUCUGAAUGUAAUUCUAUCACUGUUACCAUGGAGAUACUAUUAUAUGUUCUGAAUGUAAUUCUAUCACUGUUACCAUGGAGAUACUAUUAUAUGUUCUGAAUGUAAUUCUAUCACUGUUAUCAUAGAGAUACUAUUAUAUGUUCUGAAUGUAAUUCUAUCACUGUAUGUAUCCAUCUUCUUCCCAUCUGAAGGAAUAAACAUCUAUAAUAAAUGAA
Molecule: messenger RNA, 1766 nt
Organism: Salmo salar (Atlantic salmon)
Lineage: Eukaryota; Metazoa; Chordata; Actinopteri; Salmoniformes; Salmonidae
Source: RefSeq, a predicted model, not a curated record